UCGAACCCCACCCCUCCCCACCUCUCUCUCUCUCUCUCUCUCCGAUCGAUUCGUCGUUCCCUCACUUCGCCAUUCCCCGAUCUUCACCUCUCAAUAUCCUAAUCGGAUCAUUUUGGGAUCGGACGGAUCUGUUGGUGUUGUUGUUCUUCACGAGGUUUUGCUAUUAUGCAGGCGGUUUUUCAUGGGCUUUUGGGAUUCAUCCUGUUUGUAACGUAUAAGCUACCAUUGCCUUUGUAUAGAAUUUGCUCAUUUGCACUCAUGUCCUGGGCUUUUGCUUAAGAGAAAGAAAUGCAGAAGUCUGACCAUCACCAUCAGAAUGUCUCUUCCCCAAGAGGAUUAUUCCAGCAGUCUGUUCGUCGUAUGAGUAGUAAACGCUUACAAACAGCAGCCGGACAGCAUUCUUCUCCUACUGUAUUUCCAGAGAAAAGAAGCAAGGCAAAACCGUUGAAGCAAAAAGAUGCCGAUGCUGCCAAUAAAGAUCCGGAGAAGUUGAAGGCACAUGAGCACAAAGUUGAUAUAGGAGAUGAGAAGUCUGAUUUGUUGGGAUAUGAAGUUUAUUCUGGGAAGCUUGUUUUAGAUAAGAAAAGUAAUAGUACCACUUCGGAUGAUCAAUCUGGGUCAGGAUCUGCAACCGCUAAUUGUGUCGAUGCAAGACUCACAAGCAAAGCCCUAAUAUGGGGUUCUCACAUGCUGAGCCUUGAAGAUGUCAUAUCUGUGUCUUAUAAUGCUGGUCUCCGGCAAUUCACUGUUCAUGCAUACCCUGUUAAGAAAAGGUCAUAUGGGCUAUCUUGUUUUAUAAAACCUAAAAGAAUUCAAAAAGACUACCGUUUUUUGGCUUCUACAUCAGAGGAAGCCCUUAUGUGGGUCAGUGGCUUUGCAGAUCAGCAUUGUUUUAUUAGAUUCUUACCGCACCCCAUGGUCAGUAAAAAGCAAGGUCCUGACACUAUUGCAAGUGACCCUCUGUUUGAUUAUCCACAUAUUAAAUGUAGAAGUCCACCAAGGAUUCUUGUUAUAUUGAACCCUCGUUCUGGACAUGGUCGAUCUAGUAAGGUUUUUCAUGGCAAGGUGGAGCCAAUUUUUAAGCUUGCAGGUUUUGACAUGGAAAUAGUUAAAACGUCAUCUGCAGGUCAUGCAAAAACUCUUGCUUCAACUGUGGAUUUCAGCACUUGCCCAGAUGGAAUUGUUUGCGUAGGGGGUGAUGGAAUUGUCAAUGAGGUGCUUAAUGGUCUUCUCAGUAGAGACAAUCAGAAGGAAGCUAUUUCUAUUCCAAUUGGGAUAAUUCCUGCUGGUUCUGACAAUUCGCUUGUCUGGACUGUCUUGGGAGUGAGAGAUCCAAUUUCUGCUGCAAUGGCUAUUGUGAGGGGAGGGCUUACUGCUACAGAUGUUUUGGCUGUAGAAUGGAUUCAAAGUGGAGUUGUCCACUAUGGUGCAACUGUCUCAUACUUUGGCUUUCUUAGCGAUGUCCUGGAACUUUCAGAGAAAUACCAGAAGCGUUUCGGCCCUCUCCGCUAUUUUGUGGCUGGCUUUCUGAAAUUCCUGUGUUUACCAAAGUACAACUUCGACUUGGAGUAUCUUCCGAUGUCAAAGGAACCACCCGAUGCCAAGAAUAAAGUUUCAGAAGAGAAGGAAAAAGAUUUGUCUGAUUUCUACACGGACAUAAUGCAAAGGUCGAGAGCAGAGGGCAUUCCCCGGGCUUCAAGUUUAUCCAGCAUUGAUUCCAUUAUGACUCCUGGUAGAAUGUCAGGAGGCGACCUAGAUACAACAGGUAGCAGCACACUUGCAAGCAACGAGCCAUCCGAGUAUGUACGUGGGCUUGAUCCAAAAUCAAAGCGUUUAUCGUUAGGGAGAAGUAAUGUAGUAUCCGAACCUGAAGAAGUUCUUCACCCCCAACCCCACCUUUCUGCAAACCCUAACUGGCCGAGAACUAGGUCGAGAUCAAGGACAGAAAGAGCAUGGACUGGCUCAACUGCUGCAAAUGAUUCGAGAUCCUCUUGGCAAGCAACAUCAUUGCACGACAAAGAAGACAAUUCUUCGACGGUCUCAGAUCCCGGACCUAUCUGGGACUCCGAGCCGAAGUGGGAUACCGAGCCAAAGUGGGAUACAGAGCCAAACUGGGAGAACAACAAUCCUAUUGAGCUAGGUCCACCAUCGCCAUCUAAUGACAUUGAGCUCGGAAUAAUUAAGGAACUAGUGCCAAAUUUGGAUGAGAAGUGGGUUGUUAGGAAAGGACACUUCCUUGGUGUUUUGGUGUGCAACCAUUCAUGCAGGACAGUGCAGAGUUUGAGUUCUCAGGUUGUGGCACCAAAGGCUGAGCACGAUGACAAUACUUUGGACUUGCUAUUAGUUGGUGGAAGUGGAAGGUUCAGGUUGUUGAGAUUUUUUAUCAUGCUGCAGUUUGGCCGCCACCUCUCUCUGCCCUAUGUCGAGUAUGUUAAGGUUAAGUCGCUGAAGCUCAGGCCAGGCGCAACCACACACAACGGGUGCGGCAUUGAUGGAGAGCUUCUCCGCGUGAAGGGCCAUGUCCUAUGUCAUUUGCUACCUGAGCAGUGUAGACUCAUCGGCCGCCCUGCCAAAGAGCGCCUGUAAAAUCCGUAUAUCUUUUCAACUUGGUGAGAAUUUCUCCAAGGUUAGUGCGUGCUCGCCUUUCACUUCUAACAACCAAUUGUGAGGUAUGUUCUAGCGGUGAAACAUUCGGAGCAUCGUCUUCCUGAUCAAUGGUCUCUGUAUAUUUUGAGUGAUUGAGGACAUAAUGCGUGAUUACCCUCUGCUUUUUCUCCGUGAUUGGUGUACCAUACUUUUGUUGUCAAUUGGAGCCUGUUUCCUCUUCCUUAUAUUGCAGGGUUCUAUUUUUUCUUAUGGACUUCACUUCGCUCUAAAAACCGAUUGACUGCCUACAUGUACUUGUACUAUAGAAGAUUAUCAUCACCUGGAACUCUAGUUGUAACACCGAACUUUUCAUUUUCUACCGCCUUUAGUUAGUAGUCUCCACUCUACAAAGGGUGAUAUCGUGGAUUUUUCCUCUGAAUAUUUCUACUUUAUUAUGUGACAUAAUACAACAAGACACUGCAAUCUAUGGUUGUUAAUAU
Molecule: messenger RNA, 3086 nt
Organism: Ananas comosus (pineapple)
Lineage: Eukaryota; Viridiplantae; Streptophyta; Magnoliopsida; Poales; Bromeliaceae
Product: sphingoid long-chain bases kinase 1
Exons: 10
Coding region: 289-2586 (765 amino acids)
Biological process (GO): sphingosine biosynthetic process
Cellular component (GO): intracellular membrane-bounded organelle; cytoplasm; membrane
Molecular function (GO): kinase activity
Source: RefSeq, a predicted model, not a curated record